GGCUGGCACUGCAAAUGUGGCUUCCAAGGCUCUCUCAGAUCGACGAUCUGAAGUGAUCUUUAUGUUUUUCAAAGACCCUACUAUGCGGCAUCUAUGAGAGCCAAACUCCCAACGUAACUCCGGCAACUCUCGAGUCUGGGAAGCAAGGACAUCUUAUUCUAUUCUUUAAUCUAUCUUACCAGUAAUUUAACUGAGAUACUAUGGAUACUCUAUGGAAAACUCACGAGUUCGACGCUGUUGAUUACAGCGUUUUCAAGGCGCCGAAGAGGCAAAGAUCGAGAGUCGCACUUGGCUGGGCAAUUAAUGAAGAAGACAACUCAGAUAAUAAUGCACUGCACUGGGCUACAUUUGGCAAUGUAAAAGACUGGGCGACAUGGUUUGACGACAAAGAGUCCCUUUACGACUUGGAGAUGCCGCAGAAAGCCGCAAGCUUUUUAUUUUUCAAACGUGAUGUAGCGCCUGAUAACUUGCCUUCUGAUGAUGCGAACAUCCUCCAGCACAUUCCUGUCGACGAGGUCUCAUUUCGGCUUAUUGUGGAUAACUUCCACAUUCACCGUGCAUUCCCAAUACUGCUUGAGAACGGUGCUGCUUCAUUUUCACGAAUUCCAUGCAAGAUUGGAGGACGCGAGUGCAAAGUUUACACUCUUAGAGUGGAGGAAAAGAUGGAGAAGCACACGGCGAUUACUAUCACAUACUUCCCAAAAACGAAAGACCUUGAAAGCAAGAUGUAUGCUUUGGUUCUAGGCUUGAAUGACCAAGAGAUCAUAAAGGCGUUUGGACAAUUACGAGCUGCGAGCGGGAAUCUGUUCUCCCCAUUCACCUUGAUGAAGAUCUUCCUCGAGCUCGAGCGAAACACCCGCCUCAAGUUUGUGAGUGACAAAGUCACUUUGCUUGAGACUCUGGUAGAUAUCUAUGGUGGACUACCAGUGACAAUGGGACGAGCGACGCCGAAACCAGGCACAUAUGAUCAUCGGGGUGACGAUUCUCAUGGCCUUCUCAACCUUUUUCUCGAAGUAGGUUACGCGAAAGGUGGAAUAGCAGCAUGGAAGGCGCAGUUGUUCGGUAUGAAAAAGUCCAUCAAAGAGUUUCGAGCCAUGUCAAGUCCGACAUCCCAAGAGAUUGACCCAAGCGACUACCUCAGCCGAUUGAUCGAGGAUUAUCAUGUGCAGAUACACAAAUGUGAUGUCCUUCUGCAAGCAAUCCCGUUGGCGUUCCAGAGAGACACCUUCCACCAAUCGAGACUAGAUACUCGGCAGAUGAAAGCGUUGGCUCUUCUGACCAUGGUAUUCCUCCCAGGGACAUUCAUCGCUAUACUCAUGGCAGUGCCCGAGUUCGAAGCCAUGAAGAACGUUCGUUCGCUCCCACCAUGGUCUUGGUACUUGGCUCUCACUCUUCCGCUCACUGCCGUUGUGCUUGUCACUUAUGUUUUAUGGGUAGCAUUAGGAGACGAUAAAUGGCAGAAAAGGUUCAAGACAGCUUGGGAGAAGUUGAAUUGUGGACGAAGACGUGGCAGAAGAGCGUGAUAGAAGACUUUGAGAGGUCGGAAGGACAACGCCCUCAUUUCAUUUCCAACAGCUGUAACUAUCCCUCUACUCCGGAGAAGGUUGAGUUUGGUUUCAGGACACAGGAGCUUCGACUUCUUUCAACUAUUCAUAAUUUCCUGCACUGGGGUCUUCCACUUUGCGUAGACUAGAUAUUCCUUGUUCUAAUACGUGCACUCCUUCGUACCAUGCUUUCAUCAAGACUGGAUUCGUUCGAUCCUCUGUGGUGCUUCCUGUGUCCACCAGAGUAAUUGAUUCCUAAAUUUCGGGACGUGAAUAAGUACAUCAGUACUUAUGACUAUUCCGAGCACCGGCACGCGAUUGGAUCAAACAUUAAUGUUGCGAGCCCACCU
This is a messenger RNA of Mollisia scopiformis, 1894 nucleotides long. RefSeq lists its product as uncharacterized. The record is from RefSeq and is a predicted model, not a curated record. The coding region runs from base 201 to 1523 and encodes 440 amino acids. The transcript is spliced from 5 exons. Lineage: Eukaryota; Fungi; Ascomycota; Leotiomycetes; Helotiales; Mollisiaceae.